AUGGCUUCAAAGAUGGUCUUAGACUUGUUUUGCUUCACUGUUCUCGUCCUCUGCAUGGCGAAUCCCAGUUUAGAGCAGGAAAUUUUCGACCCCAUGGAUUUCGAGGCAAUGGGUGAUGGUGAAACCGAUGACGGUCAGGCCUUGGUCGAUGCUUGGGACUCGGCAUGCGAGCAUCGUGCACCGGCCAUCUUUGUGAUCCCGAAGAGGACCUUCUUGGCCGGUCCGGCGACCUUCGAAGGCCCAUGCAGAGUCACACCCAAGGUUCAAAUUCUUGGGACGGUGAAGGCUGUUCCCAGCAUGAACGACUACUACAAUCCCGGGUGGUUCGAGUUCAAGCAUCUCAAUGGGUUGGAGAUCGGUGGCGGCGGAACCCUGGAUGGCCAGGGAGCUGCGUCUUGGAAUAAGACCAACUGCCCUCCCAAAAGAAGCUGCAAAAGCCUUCCUAUCGUAUGUCGAUCCAUGAGGUUGUUGAGGGUGAGCAACGCAACGAUCUCUAACCUUACUUUCAUGAAUAGCAAGGGCUUCCACAUCGGCCUGCAGCAGAGCUCGUCCGUCACCAUCAGUCGCCUCCGGAUAUCGGCGCCCGCCGACAGCCCCAACACCGACGGCAUCCACAUCAGCAGAUCCGACAACGUCAUGCUCACCAGCCUCAACAUCGGCACUGGCGACGACUGUAUCUCCAUAGGCCAAGGCGUGAACAAUCUGCAGAUAUCGGAUGUCACUUGCGGCCCCGGCCAUGGCAUCAGCGUGGGGAGUCUGGGCAAGUACAUGAACGAGGAGGACGUGUCCGGGGUGAGCGUCCGGAACUGCACGGUGUCGGGGACGACCAACGGAGUUCGGAUCAAGACGUGGCCGGGAUCGCCGCCGAGCCAGGCCUCAAACUUCACGUUCGAGGAUAUCAUCAUGCACAACGUCUCCAACCCCAUCAUCAUCGAUCAACACUACUGCCCCGACCACGACUGCGUCGUUUCGCCGUCUCGGGUGAAGAUCCAGAACGUGACGUUCAGGAGAAUUCAAGGGACCUCGAACGAUCCCGUAGCGGUCAAACUGAUGUGCAGCGAAACCAUGGCUUGCGAGAACGUGCACCUCCAGGACAUCAGCCUCAUCAUGGAGAACAACACAGCCACUUCUAACAUAACCUCCUCUUGCUCCAACGUGAAGGGGGUGGCCGUGGGGCUUCAGAACCCCGAAUCAUGUCUUUAUUAAGGCGGCCUUUUGAGAGGCUUGUAACCACGCAAUUUGAUCUCC
Musa acuminata subsp. malaccensis (wild Malaysian banana) is the source of this 1248-nucleotide messenger RNA. The record is from RefSeq and is a predicted model, not a curated record. NCBI's taxonomy places the organism in Eukaryota, Viridiplantae, Streptophyta, Magnoliopsida, Zingiberales, Musaceae.